Messenger RNA from Pseudogymnoascus destructans, 1881 nucleotides. RefSeq lists its product as uncharacterized. The coding region runs from base 1 to 1881 and encodes 626 amino acids. The record is from RefSeq and is a predicted model, not a curated record. NCBI's taxonomy places the organism in Eukaryota, Fungi, Ascomycota, Leotiomycetes, Thelebolales, Thelebolaceae. Gene Ontology annotation, cellular component: Sin3-type complex; chromatin. Gene Ontology annotation, biological process: negative regulation of transcription by RNA polymerase II. The transcript has 5 exons. Gene Ontology annotation, molecular function: transcription corepressor activity.
AUGGCUCCAGAAAUGCCCCAUCAAAUGCGAACUCCCCCGCCGAAUACCCCGAAGGAAUCAUCUGAGCCAGUUGCCAUAUCGACGAUGGAGAUGGGUUCAUCGCAGUCACCUGGCGAAGUUCCACAUCUAGUACGUCCAGAUCAGGGUGCUCCAGCGCUAGGUCAGGAACGACGAGAUACCUCGAGUGAGGCUGUUAGCUAUGUUAAACAAGUCAUACUCGAAUCUGUCGACCAGCCGGAUAUCUAUCGUACUUUUCUCCACAUCUUGAAGGAUUACGAGAGUCAAGUAAUCGGCCUUCCUGAUCUCAUCAGCCGUGUCUCGGAAUUAUUUGCUGGACAUCCGAACCUCAUACAAGGAUUAAUUCCAUUCUUGCCUCCAAGCUGCCGAAUUGAAAGCGGAGCUAAUGCCAUCUGCGCCACUGGUCAUCCUGUCACAAGAAACGAAUUAACUUCCAUCACGCACAUCAAUCCACCUAAGUCCCCUAGGUUGAACAAGGCUCCAGAGAUGUCCCAUCAAAUGCCGGCUGCCCCGCCGAAUACGCCGACGGAAUCAUCGGAGCCUGUUGCCACAUCGACGAUACAUGAGAUCGGCGCGUCAACCAGAAUGCUAUCAGAGCAGUUGGGCAUAAGGACGAAGAUGGGUCCAUCGCAACCACCUGGUGGAGUUGCACAUCCAGCAUAUUUAGCUCAGGGUGCUCUAGCGUUAACUCAGAAACAACUAGAUGAAGCUCGUAGCUAUCUUGACCAAGUCAAAGCCCAACUCGUCGACAAGCCGGAUAUCUAUAGUACUUUUCUCCACAUCUUGAAGGAUUUCAAGAGUCAAGUAAUCGACAUUCCUAACGUCAUCAACCGUAUAUCAGAUUUGUUUGCUGGACAUCCGAGCCUCAUACGAGGAUUUAGUACGUUCCUGCCUGAGGGACACCAAAUUGAAUGCGGCGCUAGUAAUGAUCCUGUCGCAAAUAACGCAUUAACGUCAACACAAACUGAACAAUGGACCGCUAUGAAUGAUGUUGCGCCUCAGCAGCCAAAUGCUGCUAAGUCAUUCGACUUAUGGACGAUGAUGGGUCCAUGGAGUACGAGCCUGCCCCUCCAUCAAAUGCUCGCCAUAUUAGUACAACCGCCAGAACUCACUCGGCGGAAAAUAGAACUGUUCACCCCCAUCGUGGUACGGCUGUUGCAGCCCGAGGACAUGGCAAACGUCUAUGCUAUCGCGACGCUGCUCUGCAAUGGCAUAGAUGUUACAGAUCAGCUCAGCGGAGAACUCAUUCAGUCUCCCAUUGACGGAACCUUUCGAUUCCCUGGGUUGACAAUCGAUAAAGACGGAGUAUAUUGUCUUAGGAUAAUCGUAUAUCAGCUGGACCUCUACUCAGGUGUUACUCAGGUCGGGUGUGUGGAUAGCAAUGAUAUCAUUGUGGCACCUCGGCCUGAUUUCAUGGCAAUCCAUCGAUCUAUUAGGGAUAUCACAACUGCUCAAGGCACGCAAUGGGUCGCACAACCACUAUUGUAUCAAACAGUGGAUGCCAACACAUGCAUAGACGAUCACACCGGUUACUUUCCAAAUCUGAAAAUCCAUUCAAGUUCGUCUGUUACAAAGUUGGAGGAGCAGAUGGAGCAGUUUGAUUAUUCGAAGUAUAUGGUAUUUAAUCCAGUUUCGGAUUUCAUACAGGAGACUGCAGUUUUGGAACAUGGACUCUACAACUGCGGACAUGGGUUGUUUCGGGAUGAGGACGGAGAAUGGUUUGAUGAUGGGGAGCUUGAACGGCCUGAAGGCCUACAUGAGUCAGUCCGACGUGGUGAAGACGGGGAAUUGUACUUUUCCUCCAAUGAAAUGCUCGUUGUCUGCAAUACUAUCAAGCAUUAUUUCCACAUCUCUCAUCAUUGA